CAAGAAAAACCUGCAGAGAUGUUUGGAUUGAUCAGGAACUGAUCAGGGAUCGAUCAGGGAUUGAUCUGCUGGGCCGAGAGUGACGUUAUUUUCGGUGCAACUUUCCAACAGCGGAGGCUGAACGAGACCUGGUUGGUGCAGCUGAAGCUGCAUGGAAACAUUUUUGUGGACCUUCCCGCAGAGAGGAACGUAUCCGGCUGUCCAGAAGCCACUUCUAUUGAAAGCAGCACUGUGAACGGUCCAUGAUGAGUUCAUUGAAUGAAGCUGAGGACACGAGUGCAGAUCCUUCUCCUCAAUCAUCUACACACGAAGAAGAGCUCAGAAAAAAAGAUACCGCUCUUCAAAAAUCAACAAGAGAGGCAGAAGAUAAAGAAAGCGAAGUUAAUGAAGAUGAUGAAGAAUUCAGCACCUCGCUAAGUGUGGGUGAUGGACGCUACCUGGUGGAUUUGGGGAGCUCCUCAGAGUUCAUCGUGGAUGAAAAGUGCCUCCUCGAGUUGUUCAAGUCAUGCCGGGAAUGCAGCCGACAGUGUUCGGUUAGAAAACGUGUCAACGGACUAAAAAUUAUUGUCAACCAGAUGUGCCAUUUCUGUGAGAACCGCUUUCAGUGGACCAACCUGCCAGACGAUGACGAUGAAGAUGAGGAUGAGGAUGAUGAGAAGCAGCACAGUGACCUGCAGGUCAACGGACAGGACACCGCGCCAUCACCGAGCAUGAACGAAAGCACAAAUAAGUCCAACAGCUGUGUUGAAUGAAGCUGUUGGACUUCUGUUAUCUUUCUUCCAAUUCUCACAAAACAAAACCAUUAACACUUUUUUCUUUUUUUUAUAAAAUGAAAAACCCUCAUUUCCUGAUGGGAAGUUUUGCAGGUUUCCUUUGACAUCAGUUUUCCAGCAUUAAUCCUGACUGAAGCCGCUGGGGUUGGAAGGGAGGAGCCGUCUUGAUCUCUGUGACUGCAACACGGCUCCCGUCCGAACGUCACUUUGAAAGACUUUUUUUUAAUGUUUGUGUCGUCAGCAUUUUCCACCUAUUGUGUCGAUUUGUAAAUGCACAUUA
This is a messenger RNA of Cololabis saira (Pacific saury), 1053 nucleotides long. RefSeq lists its product as uncharacterized. The record is from RefSeq and is a predicted model, not a curated record. Bases 243 to 752 code for a protein of 169 amino acids. The transcript is spliced from 6 exons. NCBI's taxonomy places the organism in Eukaryota, Metazoa, Chordata, Actinopteri, Beloniformes, Belonidae.